UGAAAAAUGAAAUUCCUACUGAUUUCCGCCGCUAUUGUCGCCCUGGCCAUCGCUGUGCCCACGCAGCGCGCACUGGUUGCACCUGAUGUAGCUGGUCCCGCGCCUAUUGUGAUUCCUGACAUCUCUGGCCCCGCUCCUAUAGUGAUUCCUGACAUCUCUGGUCCCGCUCCUAUUGUCGUUCCCGAUCCUGACAUUUCUGGUCCCGCCCCGAUUAUUGUUCCUGAUCCUGAUAUCUCUGGACCUGCUCCUAUUGUCGUUCCUGAUCCUGACAUCACUGGUCCUGCUCCCAUAGUGAUUCCUGAUCCUGAUCUUUCUGGCCCCGCCCCCAUUGUCGUGCCCGAUCCUGACAUUACUGGCCCCGCUCCAAUUGUCGUGCCCGAUCCUGACAUUACUGGCCCCGCACCCAUUGUUGUACCUGAUCCUGAUAUCUCUGGACCUGCUCCUAUUGUCAUUCCUGAUCCUGACAUUACUGGGCCAGCUCCCAUCAUUGUUCCUGAGCCAGAGCCCAUUGCAGUUGGCCCAGCACUCAUUGAUAACUUCGAACCCAUCGUUGUUGGACCUGCUCUCGUUGAUGAUUUUGAAACUGCGCCUGUUGGAGUUGAACCUAGCAAGAAUCCUGUUGUUCAGAUCAUACUGAACAUCAAUCAAGCUCAGAUUACUCCCGGAGUCGUAGGUGAACCCGUACAGAUCAUCGAAGUCCCUAUUGAAAUACCCGCAGAGCCUGUCCAUAUCGUUGAAAACGCCCCCGAGACGGUGUAAGUCUACAUCCAGAACCAUAUAGAGGAACCACACCUGUAGAACUCAUUUGCUCCUCAAAUUGUUCCUGAUCACUUAAUAACGCUUCAAAAUAUACUAGAAAAGAUUAUUAAGGGUAUAAAUUUAAAGAUGAAUUCCUAAAGUCUAAAAAACAUUUGUGUGGAAAUUGAUGUUAUUCAUAUGGAUCUGUUAUAAUGAUAAUAGAUAUGUAAAUAUUUUUUUUAUAUUAUGUUAAAUAAACUAUACACGAAUGCAAA
Galleria mellonella (greater wax moth) is the source of this 1013-nucleotide messenger RNA. RefSeq names its product calphotin-like. Bases 7 to 759 code for a protein of 250 amino acids. The record is from RefSeq and is a predicted model, not a curated record. Lineage: Eukaryota; Metazoa; Arthropoda; Insecta; Lepidoptera; Pyralidae. The transcript has a single exon.